AUGGCAACCAGCAUCCACGAAUCAAGAAUGCAGGUCCCCUCAAUUCCAUUCAGUCCAGUUAAAGACGGACGUCGGAUACUCGGGGACAAGGACAUCAACGCGUGUCUGUCACCAGUCCACCGAAACAAACAGCCUCUCUCGGUCACCAGCACACCAGUCAAACGGACUCUCUUCUCAACAACAUCACCUAAGAAACUGCUUCCCUCACCAAUCUUUGCUGGCCAAAAAAGGACAAGGGAUCAGGUUGACGAGGUUGGAGACAAUGGUCAACAACGGCCAACAUCGCGGGGCUUCAACGAAAGCUCACAAUCCCCACCAUUAAAUGAAAAAAUGGACGCGCAAAAUACUCGUGUCGUUUCACCUACACGCUCGCCACGCGACGGGAAUCAACACAUGAAUACCCCACACACGCCCACCACGGAGGACUCGAAAGAAGAAAAGAAGACAAUUCCAGAGGACCCGAUUGCACGAAAGGCAUUCAUUGAAGAGAAAGCCGCCCGCUUGCGAAGAACCUUACAAACGGCUAUGCGCAACAUCCCCAACAACGAAAUUGACCGCCGAGUCGCCAGUCUAGAAGAGCACAGUCGCAAGAUCUCGCGUAUCAGCCUAUCAACCUUCUCUUCCUCUCCUCUGCCUACAUUGUCAUUCAAAAACACCACAACCCCAAAGUUUACCACUCCGCGGAUCGGCUUCAUGCCUGAUAUGAGUUCCACACCUUGCCAACCAACAUCUGAUCUUCCUGUUCAUCCCUCCCCAUUGGCCUACACUACCGAACGCGUCGAACGUGGCAAGGCUUCACAGCGAACUCCACCACCCACUUUGGGUUCUCCCAUGCAGCUCAGCAGUCCCCCUGCUACAGCAAUCCGCACAUGUCGCACCCGAGAUUUGCCUGAGGAGGAAUCAGGUGAAGUUACUCGGGAGAAUAUGUCGCCAUCUCAACGUGGUGACGCGGUUGACGGGUUACUCAAAUUGAUGAGCACUGUAGAUCAAAAUGAUCGAGAAGAUGCCUGGUCUGGGUGA
Molecule: messenger RNA, 1020 nt
Organism: Penicillium malachiteum
Lineage: Eukaryota; Fungi; Ascomycota; Eurotiomycetes; Eurotiales; Aspergillaceae
Exons: 3
Coding region: 1-1020 (339 amino acids)
Source: RefSeq, a predicted model, not a curated record